This is a messenger RNA of Arabidopsis thaliana (thale cress), 1522 nucleotides long. RefSeq names its product Reticulon family protein. The record is from RefSeq and is marked reviewed. Gene Ontology annotation, biological process: response to bacterium. The transcript is spliced from 4 exons. NCBI's taxonomy places the organism in Eukaryota, Viridiplantae, Streptophyta, Magnoliopsida, Brassicales, Brassicaceae. Gene Ontology annotation, cellular component: endoplasmic reticulum membrane. Bases 544 to 1200 code for a protein of 218 amino acids.
AAAAUAAUUUGAUUAUAAUUAAAAUCUAAAAACUUUUUCGCGGAAGCGUUAAGGAAAAAUCUUUGAUCUUUGGAAAGGAAGAGAGCAGGCGCAAUCGAGUAAUCCAAAGGAGUUGCGUUGUUCUGCGAUCACGAAGCGGUCUCUCGGCAAAUCUUUCGACGCAAGACAUCGAUUCGUGUAUUUCAUUUUUGCUUUGGAACUCUAUGCGGAAGAACCCUAAUUGAUUCGCCAUGGGAGAUUCCGUUUCUUCUUCAUCCCGCGUUUCUGUUCAUCAAUCUCUUGGUGCUGGUUCUGGUCAGUCUCUCUAUUCGAUUUAUUGAAGCCUAUUUUGGCUUUUCUCGAGUUUCGCUUUCGAUUCAAUCGCUCUAGAGUUUCGCUCUAUUCGGAAUCUGGAAUGUUGCGUUGAUUGGCGUAAAUUGAGGGUUUUGUUUGAUUGUUAUGUGCAUUUGGGGAAUUUUUAAACUUGAUCAUAAUUAUGAACAACAAUUUCACGUAUUUGGAGACAUUUAGGAAUCUCUUGACUCGUGACUCUUGUGUCCUUAAAUGCAAUUUUUUGCAGUUGCUGAUUUGCUGCUAUGGAGAAACCGGACUGGUGCAGUCAUUUUGCUAAUCUCUUCUACUGGGUUUUGGUUCUUAUUCGAGAGAGCUGGAUACAAUCUCUUGUCUUUCGUCUCCAAUGUUCUGCUUCUUCUCGUUGCGAUCUUCUUCUUAUGGGCCAAGUCUGCUACAGUUCUCAACCGACCGCUACCUCCAGUUCCGAAUAUGGAAAUCCCUGAGGAGUUUGCAAAUAAGGCUGCUGAUGAUCUUCGGGUUUGGAUCAAUUAUGUACUGUCAAUUGCAAGUGAUAUCACCAUAGCUAGAAAUCCGAUUCGUCUCCUUCAGGUUUUCUUUCAUCACUUGUGGCAAACCAUUUGUUGUAUCUUUUUGUUUCUGCAUGUGAUGUAUCUCACUGUUCACAUCUCGUUUGUUUUUGCUGUGAAACAGGUUUCUCUUGUCUUGUGGGCUAUAUCCUAUGUUGGGACUUUAAUCAACUCCCUCACUCUUGUUUACAUUGGAGUUCUUCUCAGUCUUUCUUUUCCUAUUGUGUAUGAGAAGUACCAAGACCACAUUGAUGAGAAAGUGAACUCGACUUCUAAAUUCGUUCGAAAUAUCUCAAGGAAGUUUCCAUUGCCCAUAAACAAAGAGAAGAAACAUCAGUAGGUAGUGUGAAAAACAGUCCAUUUGGUCACCAGACUAAUUACAGCUACAAGAAGGAGCCAUUACUGUAAUGCUACAAGAGGAUAGUCAAAGAGCAGCGGAAAAAAGUGAAUCACAGUACAGAUUUUCGUUCAUUUCUUUCUGUUUCGCUUACUAGGAGUUUUCUUCUUGUGUGUUUUUGUUGUGUUCAAGAUUCAUGAGUUUCUGGUUUUUUUGGUCUUUUAGUUUACACGAAUGCUUUGUUGCAGUAUUGUUCCAGUAGAAACGAGAAAGAUGAAUCUAAUACAACUUGAGAGGUUAUUCAAUAAUUAAUUUGUUGAUUAUU